Messenger RNA from Mauremys reevesii (Reeves's turtle), 1530 nucleotides. It is a transcript of the gene SLC39A8, whose product is annotated as solute carrier family 39 member 8. Gene Ontology annotation, cellular component: membrane. The coding region runs from base 16 to 1440 and encodes 474 amino acids. NCBI's taxonomy places the organism in Eukaryota, Metazoa, Chordata, Testudines, Geoemydidae. The record is from RefSeq and is a predicted model, not a curated record. Gene Ontology annotation, biological process: intracellular zinc ion homeostasis; zinc ion import across plasma membrane. The transcript has 8 exons. Gene Ontology annotation, molecular function: zinc ion transmembrane transporter activity.
CCGGGUGGCGCCGGGAUGCCCCGGGUGGCGGUGGCGGCCCUAGUGCUGGCAGCUGCCGCGGCAUUCGGCCCGCUGGCCGCGGGUGCGCGGGCCCCGCAGCAGGGCGGCCCCGCGGCCAGGGGGGGCUUCGCCGAGGACUUGCUGAGCCUGUUCGGGGAGAACCGCAGCCUCUCGGCCGCCCAGCUCAACCACCUGCUGCAGACGCUGGGAGCCGCGCGGGAGCAGGGGGCAGCGCUGCAGGGACAGCACCACCUGCACCACAACGAGUGCAUGUCUGGUGAGGACAUCUUUUCACUUCAUGGUUUUCCAAACAACAGCCAGAUAACAAAUCCCAGCUUCUCUGCAAUAUGUCCGGCUGUCUUACAACAGCUGAUUUUUCACCCUUGUGAUAGUUCAUCAAAGCACAAGAACAAAUCUAAACCGACUCCUUCAGAAGUUUGGGGGUAUGGGUUCCUUGCUGUGACUAUCAUCAACCUGGCAUCACUCCUUGGAUUGGUUUUAACUCCUCUCUUGAAGAAGCCAUAUUUCCCCAAGAUUUUAACCUAUUUUGUGGGCUUGGCCAUUGGGACGCUCUUUUCCAAUGCGAUUUUCCAGCUAAUUCCAGAGGCAUUUGGAUUUGAUCCUAAAACGGACAACUAUGUUGAGAAAGCAGUAGCUGUGUUCGGUGGAUUCUAUAUUCUCUUCUUUGUGGAAAGGAUUCUUAAAAUGAUACUGAAGACCUAUGGCCAGACUGGCCACACUCAUUUUGAAAAUCAUGAACAGAAUCCUCCUCAGGCUAAGGGUAAUCCACCCAUACCAUUGAAAUCUAAUAAUGGGAUAACAUGCUAUGCAAAUCCGGCCAUAAUAGAGCCUAAUGGAAACCUCAGUUUUGACACAGUUAGUGUGGUCUCUGCUCAGGAAGAGAAAACCCAAAGCUGCUUAUGUAACUGUUUAAAGGGACCCACAUUGUCAGAGAUUGGAACAAUUGCCUGGAUGAUCACGCUGAGUGAUGCCUUGCACAACUUCAUUGAUGGUCUGGCAAUUGGUGCGUCCUUCACCCUGUCUCUGCUUCAGGGACUUAGUACAUCUAUAGCAAUCUUAUGUGAGGAGUUUCCUCAUGAACUGGGGGAUUUUGUCAUUUUGCUAAAUGCAGGAAUGAGCACCUACCAGGCUCUGUUUUUCAACUUUAUUUCGGCAUGUUCUUGCUACAUUGGUCUGGCUUUUGGUAUAUUAGUGGGCAGCAACUUUGCUCCUAACAUUAUCUUUGCAAUAGCUGGCGGUAUGUUCCUCUACAUUUCUCUGGCAGAUAUGUUCCCAGAGAUGAGCGACAUGCUGAGGGAGAAAGUGACUGGAAGGAGAACAGAUUUAACCUUCUUCCUCAUUCAGAAUGCUGGUUUACUAACAGGAUUUGCUGCUAUACUGCUGAUCACCGUGUAUGCAGGAGACAUUGAGUUGGAAUAAUGAGAUUCUGAAGAUGGCACUGAUAAUGAAGGAUAUUAGUAAAUUAGAAAUGGAAGAACUCUUGAAAUCCAUAAAGGGACUUUAAUUUAA